Molecule: messenger RNA, 1368 nt
Organism: Saprolegnia diclina VS20
Lineage: Eukaryota; Oomycota; Saprolegniomycetes; Saprolegniales; Saprolegniaceae
Exons: 8
Coding region: 1-1368 (455 amino acids)
Biological process (GO): double-strand break repair via homologous recombination
Cellular component (GO): Slx1-Slx4 complex
Molecular function (GO): crossover junction DNA endonuclease activity; 5'-flap endonuclease activity
Source: RefSeq, a predicted model, not a curated record
AUGUUUGCGUGCUACCUCCUCACGCCGCAGACGCCCACGCAGACAGGCAAGCGGUCGCUGCACAUGAAGCACACGUACGUCGGCUUUACGAUGACGCCCAAGCGGCGCCUGCGCCAGCACAACGGCGAGAUCGUCCAGGGCGCGAAGAAGACGGCCAAGUACCGUCCAUGGGACAUGCUCAUCGUGGUCUAUGGCUUUGCAUCCAAGGUGCAAGCGCUGCAGUUCGAGUACGUGUGGCAGCACCCGUACAACAGCCGCUUCACCAAGACCGCGAUGGCCAGCGCCAGGCACGUCAAGCGCUACGGCGGUAUGCGCUCCGUACGACGCAAGCUCAUUGAACUGUACUUGAUCUUGGCGCUGCCGCCAUGGAACGAGCUGUCGCUCACGCUCUCCUUCACGACGCCCGAGAUACAAACGCUAGCAGCGUCGAUUGCACCAAGCGAGUUGCCUCCGAGCAUGGUAACGCAGGUCGCGACGCUCGACACACUGCCACACGGGCCGCCGGGCAAUGAUGACGACGGCGACGAUGAUGACGCGCGGUGCUCCAUUUGCAUUGGCCCGUUCCACGAGAAUGACGCGCGACUCAUGUGCUAUCACGUUGACUGCCCGAUGCGCGCGCACAUUGACUGCGCCCACGAGUGCUUUCCUGACGACGAUGAUGACCAACUGCACAGCGAAAAGCACGGGUAUUGCCCAUACUGCGACAACGAGCUGCACUGGGCGACUCUACUCCUGCAUGCGUCCUCGUCGACACUGCUGCUGCCACCCGCGAAGAAGAAACGCCGCGUGAGGACGGCAUCGUCGCAGAGCCGGCCAGAGCCGCCCCAGAGCCAGCCAGAGCCGCCCCAGAACCAGCCAGAGCCGCCCGACGCGACAAGUGCUGCUGCAAGCCUGGAUGCUUCGGCGCCAUCGCACACCUCCCAUGCCGAACUCAUUCUCGUAUCCGACUCGGACGAGCCGUCGAUUUUUCAGGCCGGCGAUGGACGGGGCAUGGACCCGGGACCUCUGCGCGUGGACCCACCGGAUCUCGCCAACAGGCUCUUGGACCUUCCGAGCCCAACACACAUCGAUACCGCCGCCCCCCGCCCCCGCCCCAUCUUUCCGGGGUCACCGAUUUGGCAUGGCGAAGCAACGUCUGUGCACCAUCGUGUGCGCCGGCCGCGCGCACCACCGUCACCGCCACCUGCUCCCAAAGCCGUCGAGCUCAGCGUACUCGUGCUGUCUGCCAGCAUGCUCUGGGUUGUUGGCGCUCUCACCACGCUCUGGCUGGUGCGCUUUCCCUUUGCUAUUUAUCCGCUCUCGACGAUCGCGCUGUUCGUCUGUCCGCAGCUGCUCUUUUACAGCCUAGUCAAAGCCCUUUUUGCGUAG